Molecule: messenger RNA, 1699 nt
Organism: Helianthus annuus (common sunflower)
Lineage: Eukaryota; Viridiplantae; Streptophyta; Magnoliopsida; Asterales; Asteraceae
Product: cytochrome P450 81Q32
Exons: 3
Coding region: 37-1557 (506 amino acids)
Molecular function (GO): oxidoreductase activity, acting on paired donors, with incorporation or reduction of molecular oxygen; monooxygenase activity; iron ion binding
Source: RefSeq, a predicted model, not a curated record
CAUCACACACACUAUCUUCACUCACUCUUCAACAAUAUGGAGAUCCCAUAUCUACUCACCACCACCCUCCUCCUCCUCCUCUUCACCACCCUCUACCUCCUCCUCCGCCGCCGCUCCUCCACCCUCCCACCUACCAUCUUCCCCUCCCUCCCCAUAAUCGGCCAUCUCUACCUCCUCAAACCACCACUCUACCGAACUCUAGCCAAACUCUCCGCUAAACACGGCCCAAUCCUCCGUCUCCAAUUGGGUUUUCGACGUGUUCUUAUCGUCUCCUCCCCUUCGGCUGCUGAAGAGUGUUUUACUAGAAACGAUAUCGUCUUCGCCAACCGCCCCAAGAUGUUGUUUGGGAAAAUUAUUGGUGUUAAUUAUACUAGCCUGGCCUGGUCCCCGUAUGGAGACAAUUGGCGUAAUUUACGCCGUAUUGCCUCCAUUGAGAUCUUGUCCAUUCAUCGCCUUAACGAGUUCCAUGAUAUUCGUGUUGAGGAAACUAGACUUCUGAUCCAGAAACUGCUGUCCGCUUGCAACUCGGGUUCUUCUCAGGUGACAAUGAAGUUUUCGUUUUACGAACUAACAUUGAAUGUGAUGAUGAGGAUGAUCUCCGGUAAGAGGUACUUUGGGGGCGAUAAUCCGGAGUUGGAAGAGGAAGGGAAGCGGUUCCGGGAUAUGCUGGAUGAGACGUUUGUGCUCGCCGGAGCUUCUAACGUCGGCGAUUACUUGCCGGUGUUGAGUUGGUUGGGGGUGAAGGGUUUGGAGAAGAAGUUGAUUAAGUUGCAGGAAAAAAGAGAUGUUUUCUUUCAGGGGUUAAUUGAUCAACUUAGGAAAUCUAAAGGGACUGAAGAUGUAAAUAAGAGAAAGACAAUGAUUGAACUGCUUUUAUCGUUGCAAGAGACAGAACCGGAGUACUACACUGAUGCGAUGAUUCGAAGCUUUGUGCUGGUUUUAUUAGCAGCAGGCAGUGAUACAUCGGCUGGAACCAUGGAAUGGGUUAUGUCACUUUUGCUAAACCACCCACAAGUUUUAAAAAAGGCACAAAACGAAAUCGAUACGGUUAUCGGCAACAAUCGUCUAGUUGACGAGUCGGACAUACCCAACUUACCUUACCUUCGUUGCAUCAUAAACGAGACGUUACGAUUGUAUCCUGCGGGCCCGUUACUAGUUCCACACGAGGCGUCAAGUGAUUGUGUUGUUGGCGGCUACAACGUCCCGCGUGGAACAAUGUUGAUUGUUAACCAAUGGGCCAUACAUCAUGACCCGAAGGUGUGGGAUGAACCAGAAACUUUCAAUCCAGAAAGGUUUGAAGGGUUAGAAGGGACACGAGACGGGUUUAAGUUAUUGCCAUUUGGGUCUGGAAGGAGGAGUUGUCCUGGGGAAGGGUUAGCGGUUCGAAUGCUUGGGAUGACUUUAGGGUCAAUUAUUCAAUGCUUCGAUUGGGAACGAACGAGUGAAGAGUUGGUUGAUAUGACUGAAGGUCCUGGGCUAACCAUGCCUAAGGCUAUACCAUUGGUAGCUAAGUGCAAACCUCGUGUGGAGAUGACGAAUCUACUGUCCGACCUGUGAGUCGGUUGCUGGUUCUUUUGAGAUAAUGUUUGGUCAUAUGAUGGGUCUUUUUUUUUUUUUUUUGCUGUUUCUAGCCUUGUUCUUUGGAUUUUGAAUACCGGUAUUUGUAUGAUUAUAUAUAGUAUUAAUUAAAGUUGAAAUC